Molecule: messenger RNA, 2562 nt
Organism: Dichotomopilus funicola
Lineage: Eukaryota; Fungi; Ascomycota; Sordariomycetes; Sordariales; Chaetomiaceae
Exons: 11
Coding region: 1-2562 (853 amino acids)
Biological process (GO): GPI anchor biosynthetic process
Cellular component (GO): membrane; endoplasmic reticulum
Source: RefSeq, a predicted model, not a curated record
AUGUCGCAAUCACUCGCUCCAGAAUGCAAUGAAAUUAAGGAGCGAUAUGACACUUGCUUCCUUAAAUGGUACAGCGAAAAAUAUCUUCGAGGAAUAGGCACUACAGACAAUAAUGAAUGUGCUGUGUUAUUCAAAGAAUACAGCACCUGUCUCAAAGGGGCGCUGAAGGCUCGCGGAAUAGACAAACUUCUAGACGAGGCUCGAGAAGACAACAAGGAAAAUGACGCGACGUUGAUGGGGAAGAAGAAGUCUGGCUACAUCACUGCUCGAUGGGAUUUAGUCACCCGCCUCUAUGAACUCGCCAUCUUUGCCUGGAAUUACGGAGUGGUGACUCGCGCCGCCAAAGGAUUCGUCGUACUCAGCCUCGUUUUCUUUCUGAUCUUCUUACCGGUCGAGCGUCUCGCGACCCGCGAAGGGAAUCUGAGUGAUGGCCUGAUGCGUGUGUUUUGGCCGGCUGAUCUGCCACGGUCAGAUCUCCAGGGCGUGGUGGUUGGGUGGAAAAACUCCGCUCUAGAUGUCUUUGUUGUGGCUGUCUUGGAGGAAGUUGAACCUCGAAAUGUCGAGUUUGCCCUUAAGGUCGGCACACUCCUUCGGAACGCCCCCCAUCCGGUAAGCCGCAUCUACGAGCUCUGUGGCCAAUCAACAAUCAACGUACUUGGUCUUGCCAACGUACCCGACACCGCCGAUGUCGACCCAUCAUGGAUACGAGCAACCGUGGUGCCCGGUUGUCAAAUACCGGCCGUGACCUGUUCCCGUGCCUCCAGCGUCCAACUCAUACUUUUUGAACGGCCACAGCCGGAAAGGAUGCAGUAUAUGUCACUCCAUCCCAUCGCUCUAGCGUUGGAUGACAAGCAUGACAGCUUUCGGCAAGAGGUGCCUGACGGGAGCGAGGACGACGAUGAAAAGGACGAGCGCAGGAAGAAGGAUCAUAAGAAACGGCUUGUUGAAAAGCUCAGGCAGCAUUCGAUCUCUAAGCGCAUUCCCUCAGAGAAAGAAAAGGCGCUUGCUAAAAUCGUGAACCAAAUCAACUGGGCGUGGGAGCUGGAAACGCUUUUACAGAAGAACGUCUCUCGCAUUGGCACGCGCCCUAAGCGGAGCUUGAGUGUUUCUGAGAGGGUCGUUGAGUCGGCCACAACAGCGCGAGACAUGAUGCUUGUUUGGAUGUGGAACCUUUUCACCGCCUACGUGUGGCCGAUCAUCAAAAGGAUCUUCGUCAUGGGGCUAAUGGGCCACCGCAUUGCUGCCGAACUGCUCCUGCGCAUCUUGGAAUGGCGUGCGCAGCCAAAGUAUGCCGCACUUAAAGAUAUUUCGGCCACAGCUCAGCAGGUCGAGAUCCGUCUCCAGCAAUUUUGCUACUGGCCGAUGCAGUACGUCACUCUUCGGCGCCGGAAGAAUGACUGGGAAAGCGUAACCACGAGUCACCCCGACUACAUCCGCUUUUACAACAGCCUCUGGCUGGUCGCCAACGACGUGAUAAUUGGCAUUGCACUAGGUUCCUACAUCAUCGAUAAUGCCAGUUGGGUGGCCGAGGAGAUCAGUCAACUCCUUAGCCAAUACACAGUGGAUGCGCUGCAAACUAGUAUUUCCUGGCUUAUGGGAUGGCCAGCCGGGUUGAAGCUGAACAAUGAAUUGGGCGCAUUUCUCGGAGAUUUGUUCCUAUGGGUCAUUGAUUACUGGUCGAGCUGUAUCGUGGCGCUUCGCCCGGUCUUGCCACACAUCAUUCUCUUCAUCGGCUUUUCGAGUUUCGCCGGUGCCAGCAUGCCGAUUGCCCUUUUCUCCGACCUUCUCUCUAUCUUGACCGUGCACAUCUACUCCUUCUACCUAGCCUCGGCGCGCAUCUACCAUUGGCAGCUCAACAUCCUGAUCUCCCUGUUUCACUUGUUCAGGGGCAAGAAGCACAACGUUCUCCGGAACCGCAUCGACUCGUGCGACUAUGAUCUCGACCAGCUACUCGUUGGGACUAUCCUCUUCACCCUUCUUUUCUUCUUGCUCCCAACGGUAGUAGUUUUCUAUCUUAAUUUUGCAAUCGCACGCAUGAUAAUUAUUUCACUAAAGGCCGUUUUCGACACCAUGCUUUCGUGUCUGAACCAUUUCCCUCUUUUUGCGCUUAUGCUUCGAGUCAAGGACCCCGGAAGGCUUCCAGGUGGCGUUCGCUUUGAACUUCGAGAUACCCGAGACUUUGAUUAUUCGCUCAACGAUCCAUCCCCACCUCCUACUUCAAUCUCUGUGGUACACUUGAAGUCCGUUCCUCUGAAGUUCACCGCCAUGUUCCACCAAUACUUUCAAAUGGGACAGCGGAUCCGCAAACAUUAUCUCUCGCCACGGGUAUUACUGUGCCUACUCACCGGCAAAUUUGUCCCACCAUUGAACCGAAAGAACCUGUACAGUCUCCAGUACAGCAUGCUCCCAGCACGGAGAGCGGGAGUUAUGGAAAUGUGGGAUGCAGUCAACUCGCUCCCAGAACCCAAGAAGAGGAAACCCCCUGUCCAGGUCCCUAUUCUAACCAACGGGAAGAAAUUCCCAAGUAAUCACUCCGGGGGAAGAUCACGGGGGUAUGGGUAG